UCCAUGGCUUCUUCAAGAAAUAAUCAUUUCAAUUUUGUGUUACUCUCAUUUUUAAUUAUCCUUAAAACAUCGAUAUCUUUUAGAAAUCAUUCGUCCACAGAUGGAUUAUUGCCAUUUGCACCUAAACAUGUUGUGAUUAUUAACAGGAUUAACACACGCGCAACAUUGAUCUUACAUUGUAUAAACAAAGGAAAAGAUCUUGGGAUAAGAGCGGUCCAAUUUGAAGAAAGUUUUGAUUUCAAAUUUCGUGUCAACUUCCGUAAAACAACAAGGUAUACUUGCACUUUCAACUGGCCUGGACAUAGAGCAACAUUUGCUAUUUUCAGAGUAGAUAGAGAUGAUAACCCAAGAAGUAAAAUUGGGGUAUGCAGAGACUGCAUUUGGGUUAUUUAUGAGCCAGGCCCUUGUCGUGCUAAGAGUGAUGGAGGCGGUCUUACUUGUUUUGAGUGGGAUUCUUAA
Messenger RNA from Eutrema salsugineum, 459 nucleotides. RefSeq names its product S-protein homolog 5. The coding region runs from base 4 to 459 and encodes 151 amino acids. The transcript has a single exon. The record is from RefSeq and is a predicted model, not a curated record. NCBI's taxonomy places the organism in Eukaryota, Viridiplantae, Streptophyta, Magnoliopsida, Brassicales, Brassicaceae.